Molecule: messenger RNA, 192 nt
Organism: Pyricularia grisea
Lineage: Eukaryota; Fungi; Ascomycota; Sordariomycetes; Magnaporthales; Pyriculariaceae
Exons: 1
Coding region: 1-192 (63 amino acids)
Source: RefSeq, a predicted model, not a curated record
AUGCUGUUACUUCUGAAAUGCAGCAGAUAUGGACAAUGCAAAAGGAGCAGCGCUUCUUACUUCGACCUGUCGCCUGCUCCGCCCUCGUCCAGAAAAUUGAGCUGGUCGAAGAGCACGCGGGGGUUACAUACGUGCGCAAAAACGGGCAGUUUAUUGAAAAUUCGCAAGCAACGACAACCUAAUCUCAAUUAA